AUGUUCCCCAAACUUCAUCUAUUACUCAAGUUUCGAUUCCUUGUCUCCGCAUCGAACCGCCAGUCAAACUCUGUUUUUCGAAUUACCACCACCUAUUCGACGAUAUGCCCAAACCAAGUUGAAAGCCCGAAUGAAGAAGCUAUAGAGCAUCCGAGAGACUCCAUCGAGAUUUUCAAGCAAUGGGGUUGCUGUGAAAACGAUUUGUUGAAGAUCUUUUCACGCCAACCUUCUUUGCGCAACGCUCAAGCUACUUCCCUUUUAUCCAAACUCAACUUGCUGAGUAGCUUGGGACUCAGCGGUUCCGACAUUGUCAAGAUGGUCAAUUGUCGUCCUCGUUUCUUUUGUUCUCGUAUCAAUAAUUGCUUCGACGAGCGGAUUGAGUUCCUAAUUAACCUGUUCGGGUCGCGAGAAAUGCUUCGUAAAGCACUUGUUAGGAACCCUUCACUCUUGACCUAUGAUUUUCACAAUACCAUGAAACCAGUCAUUGCAUUGUACGAAGAGAUUGGCAUUAGUGGAAGUGAUUUGAUUGCUAUGCUCAUCUCACGUCCCACAUUGAUCCCAAGGACUUCUUUCAAUGAGGAGAAGAUGGAAUACAUAAAGAAAACAAGGGUUUCAAAAGGUUCCAAAAUGUACAAGUACGUAGUUUCACUCAUCGGAAUAUCGCGGAUCGAGACUAUACGUGAAAAGGUGACUAACUUGGAGAAAUUCGGAUGUUCAGAGGAAGAGAUUUGGAGUUUGUUGGGACGUUCUCCUCUUAUUUUGACACUCUCGGUUGAUAAGGUUCAAAGGAACAUGACAUUUGUUUUGGGAACCAUGAAGCUGUCUCCAAGAGUGGUUCUUGAGCACCCGUUUUUGUUGUUCAGCAACCUCGAAGCCGUAUUGAAACCGCGGAUAUCGUUGGCUCGGAAACUAAAGGAAAUGGAGCUUGAUCCGCAGAUUAAAGGAUCGAUCAUGUUGACAGCAUUGAGGAUGACGGAAAAUCGAUUCUUGAAUGUGUUUAUUAAAUGCCAUCCACAAGAUGUGGCAAAUGAACUCUUGGAGUUCUAUAAACAUGCCAAAGGUCUCAAGCCAUUGGCCGAAUCAUCGAAAAAAAUACUGCGUAAAGGAUUUCCAUUUUGA
Messenger RNA from Gossypium raimondii (Peruvian cotton), 1119 nucleotides. Its product is annotated as transcription termination factor MTERF9, chloroplastic. NCBI's taxonomy places the organism in Eukaryota, Viridiplantae, Streptophyta, Magnoliopsida, Malvales, Malvaceae. The transcript has a single exon. Gene Ontology annotation, biological process: regulation of DNA-templated transcription; chloroplast organization. Gene Ontology annotation, cellular component: chloroplast. The coding region runs from base 1 to 1119 and encodes 372 amino acids. The record is from RefSeq and is a predicted model, not a curated record. Gene Ontology annotation, molecular function: double-stranded DNA binding.